Molecule: messenger RNA, 1867 nt
Organism: Laccaria bicolor S238N-H82
Lineage: Eukaryota; Fungi; Basidiomycota; Agaricomycetes; Agaricales; Hydnangiaceae
Exons: 4
Coding region: 482-1867 (461 amino acids)
Source: RefSeq, a predicted model, not a curated record
UGCUGCAACUGUUACAGCAAUCCUUUUGCUUCCUAGACCAACACCGGACCUAUCGAGUGCAAUUACGUUCUUGUGGCUUAUCGACCGUAUUUAUCUCAGGGGAGAAGUCAUUUUUGCGAAGGGAUGGUUUUUCACUGCCCUUAUCUUGUCGAACGCUACCGAUGGAAGGAGUCUGAAUCCAUCGCGUUUCCCCUCUCGAGAUCGGAGCCAGUGGUCAGACUUUUUGAACCUUGGGAUCCUAUCCCAUACUGCAACUUGAGCUGCAAUUUCACCCUCAUACGCGCCGGCUUUUAUUGCCCAGUGUAAUCAGGCGGAAUACACUCUCGGAUAAGCAAUAUCAUUAUUGGCGAUGAAAGGGAUAUCAUGUGAUUAUGUCAUGUAUCGUGCCCCUGGCACGCGAUGCCUUGAUGCUGUGCGGCGACUCCGAGUCGAAGCGCUCGUUGGUACACCCAGUUAGCAAGCGUCUCAAACGAUAAUCCCCAUGCCGUCGUCUCUCCUGCAUCUUCCCAAUGAGCUCAUACUCGAGAUACUUGGUUAUCACGAAGGGUCCCCGCUUGAAGAUGACACGAUUCAGAAUCUAGCCUUGUCCUGUCGGCGGCUAUUCGCUAUCCUCAUCUAUACCAUUCUCCAAAAACAGCUCAACCAUCUUCGCAAUCUCGCUAGGAACAACAAAAUUGAAAUAUAUAAAACGGAGCAACUCUGUCGGCUUCGAUCAGAGCAGCUAGAUAUGGACAUUUAUGGGUCACCAUUGAACUCCAUAUCGUACAACAUCACGCACACAGUUGCAAAGGAUCUCCGUUGUUUGCAUGGGCUAAUCGCGCGUGCAUCUCAAGUGCGUUACGUCAAACUGGCGUUGGAGAUGUCCAUGUACGAACAGACUAUCAUGGGGCCUAUUCCAGAAGGAGGAAUUGAGGUUUUUUCGUCACUUUUCAAUGUUUGCGUCGAAAAGGAAGGGCUUUCUCUGUCCGUCAAUGGCCAACCUAUGGUGUGGGACGGCGAGGGAGGCCCGUUUAAAUACGAAGUUACACCCUCUCCUGAAUCUACAAUCGCCCCUCCUGCCCCCCGGAGGCGUAACAUAAGGCGAAAUCUACGCACAGAAAAAACGGACUACCUCAAGAGAUUUUGGGAGUUACUCAGUCCAAUUUUUCCGAAUUUUGGAACCUCUAAAAUACCGGAGAAGUCGGAAGAACCCACAGUAGAGGAUCCACCUCAACCCGCCAAAGCUCAGCCCUUCGUAGUCAUAAUCUCACCCUCCAUAACGUCGGUGGCGAACUAUGAAACAACCAAUCCCCUCUUGAAGGUACACGAUCCCAAACUCUCAGGGAUCGAAAUCAACUCUCGGAUCUUCUUUCGCUCAUCUUGGUACACCACAACCCUCGAACUACUCAACACCGCCCCAAUCACUCAACUGUCAUUUGGGAACACCGGCCUCAACCUCUACGAUUGGUUCCAGAUUCUCCCAUGUAUAACUAUCCCUGGUCUAACACAGUUCACACUUGGUGAAUCGGGCAUUGCAUUUCCUGACAUGUUCACUUUCCUACAACGCCACCCUUCAAUCACCAAACUCGUCCUGUCGAACAGUUUCUGUAUCGGGCGCGUGGAGCUCCCCGCCUCGUCCAUCCCAUUCCUUCCUUGCCUAACAAAACUUGAAGGGGCAGCAGAGUACCUCGCCCCGUUAUUGAAGGAUAAAGAUGAUUACCCAUUGCUAGAUUCACCUGGUCCGCAGGAACUGUGUCUCCACCUCCGAUAUGAGGAAGGGUUAGAAGAAUGGUUGACCACUUCCGCUUUGGAGCCUUUUAACGAGGCCGUGCGGAACUUGAACGUGGAUCAUGCUGCUUCCUUGUGUGGAGGAAGUGAAGAUAAGUGA